AGAUGUGUAUAUUUAUUAUCAAUCCUCCUUUUUGUUCUUGAAUAUAUAUUUUAUUAUACUUGCACAAAUAAAUAUUUUUUUUAUUUAUUUGUUUACUUGAUUAAAUAUUUUUAAUGAUCAAAUAUAGAUCUAUAAUUCAUAAAGUUAUAAAUCAUCCCUUGAGAAGAUAUAGUUCAAGAUAUUUUUCAACUUCAUUUCUUACAUGUGAUGAACAAGUUGUGAUAAACCCAGCUAAAGUUCAAUUAUUAUCACCUAAAUUACAAGCACAAAUAUUUGAACCUUAUUCAGUUCAGAAGAAAGAUAAAACAAGUGAAACUUUGAUAAAGGAAAAUUAUUCUCAAACUCAUUUAACUUUACAAGAUAUAUGGGGGAAAAAAAAUGAAGUAAAUCCUCCUAUUAAUUUGAAAUUACCUAAAUUGUUGGGUGACAAUAUUGAAGAACACUUCAUUCGAAUUGGUAUGGAACAGGCAGGCCUCUUUUUGGAGAAAGCAGAAAGACUGGCAAAGAUCAAUCUGCCACCUAAGCCGACUCAAUGGCUUAAAGUUUCAGGAUGGACUCGAUAUAGUAAGGAUGGUACAGUUAUGUCAGUAGAAUACCCUUUAGAAGAUGCUAUGGUAUUUGAUGUAGAAGUAUUGAUGAGUGAAGGGAAAUAUCCUACUUUGGCAGUAGUGGCAUCAGAAGAAGCAUGGUAUUCAUGGACUUCACCUUAUUUAUUAGGAGAAUCAGUGGAUAAAGAACUGUUGAUACCCUUUGGCAAUGAUCAUCAUAAACAGUCCCGAUUGAUUGUAGGACAUAAUGUAGGGUAUGACCGUGCACGUAUUGCAGAUGAAUACAGUAAACAACCAUCCAAUAUACGAUAUUUAGAUACAAUGAGUUUACAUAUAGCAGUAGCUGGCCUCUGCUCACAACAACGUCCCGCUUGGAAUUUGGAAUUGAAACGUAGAAAUAAUCUUAAUGAUGACGGUGCCGGAACAUCUACAAGGACUGCAGAUGAUCAAGGGUUCUUUGAUGUUAGUUCACUCAACAGUCUAAAACAUGUUGCUAAAUUUUAUUGUAAAGUUGAAAUGGAUAAGUCUCAACGUUCCUACUUUGAAACUGGGAAUUUGGCCGAUAUUAAUGAAAACUUUCAAAAUUUAAUGACCUAUUGUUCUGACGAUGUAGCAUUAACUCAUGCUAUCUAUAAAGUUGUCUUCCCUCGAUUUCAAGAGAACUGUCCUCAUCCUGUUUCCUUUACGGGUAUGCUCAACAUGGGAAAUUCUUUCUUAACUGUAACCGAAAAAUGGGAGGAUUACUUGGAAAAAUCUGCUAAUAAACAUCAAGAAUUAGAAGAUAUAGUGGAUAUCAAAUUAAGAGAUCUUGCUGAGAGGGCUAGAGAGUUAGUAACUGACUUUGAAAAAUGGAAAAAUGAUCCCUGGUUAUCUCAAUUAGAUUGGUCUGUUAAUCCACGUCAAAGAAAGUUAAAAGGUCAGCCUAAAUGGUAUAAGGAUGCCUAUGAUACAAAAGAGGACAAAUUAAAAAUCUCACUACGUUCACGUAUUGCUCCUCUUUUACUUCGUUUAAAAUGGCAAGGAUACCCUUUACAUCACCUUCGUUCCUUUGGAUGGUGUUAUAAAGUUCCCCUGACAGAGAUGAUGGUCGAGGAUUCUCCACACCAAUUAGAUAAAUCUGUAUUCAAGGAUGAUGGUUAUUAUUAUUUUAAAGUACCUCAUAAAGAUGGAGAAGAAGCGAAUUGCGGUAAUCCACUUUCGAAGGGAUAUAUUGGAUCCUUUGAAGAUAAAGUCUUGACAUCUGAAUAUGAAGCAGCAAAAGAGGCAUUAGAAUUGAAUGCAAAGUCUGCCUAUUGGAUUAGUUCUCGCGAACGUAUCUUGAAUCAAUUCGUGGUUUGGGAUACAAAUGCAAGUGUAGAUAUGAAGCUACCUAAAAAGGAAACGGGGAAAUAUGGAAUCAUUCUACCUCAGAUGGUUACAAUGGGCACCAUCACACGUCGAGCCGUAGAACGAACUUGGUUAACGGCUAGUAACGCAAAGGCAAAUCGAAUUGGGUCUGAAUUAAAAUCCAUGGUUCAGGCACCUGAAGGUUAUAAGAUUGUAGGUGCAGAUGUGGAUUCAGAAGAAUUAUGGAUAUCGAGUGUAAUAGGUGACUCUCAAUUUGGUUUUCAUGGUGCAACUGCUUUAGGAUGGAUGACAUUGCAAGGAUCAAAGUCAGAGGGCACUGAUCUUCAUUCGAAAACCGCCAACAUUUUAGGUAUCAGUAGAGAUAAAGCGAAAAUUUUUAACUAUGCUAGAAUUUAUGGUGCAGGUGUAAAAUAUGCAACUAGUCUACUAAUGCAAUACAAUCAAGGGAUGGAUCUAGAGACAGCUAAAGAACGUGCAACUAAGCUGUAUUCAGAUACAAAAGGUGAAAAGGAGCAUUCGGUACAUAACCAAUUUAAGAGAAUGUUUUGGCAUGGUGGUUCAGAGAGUUAUAUGUUUAAUGCCCUUGAAGAUAUUGCACUCUCAAAGGAACCAAGGACACCCGUCUUGGGUUGUGCUAUUACAGAUGCUCUAAAACCAAAAUACAUAGGAAGUCAGUUUUUGACAUCCAGAGUCAAUUGGGUCGUACAGAGUUCAGGUGUAGAUUACCUUCAUCUGUUAAUUGUCUCUAUGGCCCAUUUAAUUGAAAGAUACCAAAUCAAUGCAAGGUUUAUGUUAUCUGUUCAUGAUGAAGUACGUUAUUUAUCUACAGAAGAAGAUCAACAUAGAACUGCUUUAGCGUUACAAGUUGCUAAUCUUUGGACAAGAGCUCUUUUUAGUUAUAAAUUGGGAAUCUUUGACUUGCCUCAGGUAGAGAGUUGUUGACAUUAUCUUUCUUUCUUUUUAUUUAUUUAUCAAGAUAAUUUAACCUUUUAAUUGUAUUAUAUAGAGUGUAGCAUUUUUCUCAGCUGUUGAUAUUGACCAUGUUCUUCGUAAAGAACCUCAUAUGACAUGUUUAACACCCUCACAUGAAGAAAAGAUAUCUGAGGGCACGAGUUGUACGAUAUCAGACAUAAUCCAUGCAUUGUCCUCUAAAAAGGAUGAUACCGAAUCUGAAUGUUUACUAGGUAAUUCUGAAGAAACGAGUGGUACUCAAAUA
Cokeromyces recurvatus is the source of this 3111-nucleotide messenger RNA. Its product is annotated as DNA polymerase family A-domain-containing protein. The record is from RefSeq and is a predicted model, not a curated record. Gene Ontology annotation, biological process: mitochondrial DNA replication. Bases 114 to 2837 code for a protein of 907 amino acids. Gene Ontology annotation, molecular function: DNA binding; DNA-directed DNA polymerase activity; 3'-5' exonuclease activity. NCBI's taxonomy places the organism in Eukaryota, Fungi, Mucoromycota, Mucoromycetes, Mucorales, Mucoraceae. Gene Ontology annotation, cellular component: gamma DNA polymerase complex; mitochondrion. The transcript has 2 exons.